AUAAAUUUCUAAAUGUUUUUUUAUUUUUACUAAUAUUAGUUUAUGAUAUAAAAAUCGUUCUAUUGCUCUUUAUGGGCAGAUUUAUAACAAUUUACUGAAUGGUAUAUUUAUAAAAAAAUGGGUAAUGGCGAAUCUACAACUCGACGCAUAGCAUUGCAAAGAUCUGAUGAUGGGACCAUCCAGAUAACAGAGAAUGUAUUGGCUCAUCUUAAAGGGAAAAAAUCUGAAUCAACAUUAAAUGGCAGCCAACAACAUUCAGUUGAAGAAUUUUACAAUGAGGAUGAACUAAAAGAAAUGUUAGAGCAAGCAUACCGCAAAGGACAAGAAAGUGAAUAUAAAAAAUCUGUUCACGAUAUUGAUUUAUUAAAACAAAAGUUAGAAGAGAGAGAGAAAAGUCUAAAUGAGGAACAUACACACAAACUUCAAGAAAUAGAAAACUACUGGAAAGAAAAGCUUUCUAUGCAAGAUAAUCAAGAAGUUGAAAGUUAUAAAAAACUAGCAGAAGAAAAAGAAGCCAAAUUAGUUGAAAAAGAAGCUGAGUUAGAUAACGUAAAGAAUGAGCUUCAUAAAAAAUUAGUCAAUCUUUCUGAUGAGUUUGAUAGAGGUGUUAAAGAAAUCGAAGAUAAAAUCAAUCCACUACAACAAAAAUCAGUAUGUAAUGAAAGUCUUGGUCUUGUUUUGAGUUGUUACAAAGCAAACAAUGGAAAGCCUUUAAGGUGUUCUCAAGAGGUUAAAGACUUUAUGAACUGUGUUCAGGAAACACGUGUGAAGCAGAUGAAAAAAAAUAUUUGAACUAGUGUCGUCGAUUCCGUCAUUUUAACGAACUCUGAGAUUUUUUUCGCCAUCAAAGAUCAUCAAGUGUAUUAAAUCAAUUUUUUUUUUAAUUUUUUUUUAUCGGUUAUCGUCAACUUUAAUCGACAUUUUUUGCUAGUCAAUUAUAUGUUUGUUACGAUAUAUUUUAUUAAUAACUAGUAUCUGGUAUCGUUAUAGGGUAACGAUACCAGAUAUUAACGAUAACUAACGAUAAUAACGUACCUUGAAAUGA
Hydra vulgaris (swiftwater hydra) is the source of this 1045-nucleotide messenger RNA. RefSeq names its product MICOS complex subunit MIC19. Gene Ontology annotation, biological process: inner mitochondrial membrane organization. Gene Ontology annotation, cellular component: MICOS complex. The record is from RefSeq and is a predicted model, not a curated record. NCBI's taxonomy places the organism in Eukaryota, Metazoa, Cnidaria, Hydrozoa, Anthoathecata, Hydridae.